AUGGACGAUGAGGAGCUGCAGCAGAGAUGCGAUGUGACUUUAGAUGAUGACAGUCUGCUGGAAGAAGACAAGAUUGAACAGAUUGAACAGAUAGUCGACGAGUUUUAUGGCACUAAGAACUGGUCUACAAGUGACAAAGAGCGGUUGGUACUCGAUAUUUUAUGGACUCAUCGAAACAAACGUACUCAGAAUAUCAAAGCCAAGUCGGCCUCGACGGCUAGUGUCGCGAAUAGUCGACGAGUAACUGCCAAAGUUGUUCAAACCACUAUCUCCAAGCCACUAAUAAACCCACCACCUUCGGAUCCCUCGAAAUUAGAGCCUCGAAAACCUAUCGACCUGGGAAAUGGGUUUCAUAAUGCUGGUACCAGAUCCUCACCAUCUCCCCAGACUACCGCCGUGAGUCAUGGAGAGGGAGGUGCCAAUGGUGCUAAUGGCGGUGCUAAUGGAAAUAGUAACGCUAAUGCUAGUGUUAAUGGUGAGAAGUCGGAUAUUUCUCAGCAGGGAGCCAUGUCUCCCUUUGAUAUUCUACGAAGUAUUCUUGGAGAAGAAAACACUGACGAGCAAAUCCAUCACGCUUUGCAAAAGUCAGAGUUUGAUAUUCAGGCCACUUUGAGUUUACUGAUGUCGAAAUCUGGUGAUGAGUCCACAGACGAUUCUGACAUUACUUCCUCUACACCAGCUUCUUCUGCUGGUGGUCAAAGUACUGGCACCGAUGUUGAUUCUGCCGUGGUAAAGAUGGUCCCAGAAAGAACUACAAGUUCUUCUCCUCAAACCUCUGGUGUUUCAGUUUAUCCUAGAACAGAUUCUACUUUCACACCUGCCAAGCCAGUAGUCCACUCCAAUAACCCAUUUAUCUCGUCUAUUCCACAUGUUGUAGAGAUAACUACUCCUGGUCAGGAGAAGGUCAUGUGCAAGUACUUUCUGCAGUUUGGAGAGUGUCUUCGGGCUGACUGUAAAUACAGCCACGAUCUGUCGUCGAGAAUCUGUAGAUUUUGGCUAAGAGGAGAGUGUCUUGCCGGUGACAAUUGUGUGUUCCUUCACGAGGUUCCUCAAGAACUCCUCGACAAAUGGUCAUUAUCCGACGGCCCCAAUAGCCAAACAGGUCUAUCAGCAGCAGCUGUUGCUCCACAGAAAGUGACCUUAACUGAAGAUGAAUUUCCAGCAUUAGGGGCACUUGGAGGAACAUCGAAAAAGAAACAAACAUCAGCGCCAGCACCAACACCCGCUAUUACAGCUCCCAAACCAAGUCCAUGGGGUGGCGGACAGUUUCAAUUCAAACCACCUACAGCAUUCACACCCAGCCGUCAGCUAGAAAACAACGAGUUUGUGCCAAGAAUCGGGUCUGAACCUGUGAGUUCGUCACCCUCACCAGGUCCCAAUAUCCCAGUCAGCACACCACCCAAGCCUUCGACAGGUUCUCUACCCAAAGUAAUCAAACCCCUUAACAAACUUAAUCGGUCUGUUGUGGCUAUUAACAUGCCACGGUCAAUUCCCUGGGUCGUUCCCGAAACGAACCCUGGUUAUGAAGAGUACUUAUCGUACCGACUGGCCGCCUUGAGACAGGGCGAAAUGAGGAACAAGUACCUACAAUUAGCAGCCGACAGAUGGAAUAAAAACGAUGCUGCUGGUGCCAGUGCACUAAGUAAAAAGGGCCAGAAACACAACUCCGAGAUGAUAGAUUCGUACAUGAUGGCAUCAGACCUUUUAUACGAACUCCGCCACGAGUCUCCCAACAGCGAGAUCUUUAUCGACCUCCACGGAAUGGAUCUUGACGAGUCCGUUGACAGACUGCACGAAGUGCUCUGCGAGAUCGAAGAGUCGGAAAAAGACCAGCCACGGCCCGUCUACGCCAUCUGCGGAGCAGGUCACCACCUGUCACACUCUAAAAAGGCUGUCGACGACAAACUGUCCAAACACGUCAAAGAGUUCCUCGACACCAAGGGCUACGAGUGGAAAGACUUCAAAACGACCGAAAAACGGUUCGGCAAAAUCAUCGGCAUCGACCCGUGGUCGCACAUAUAA
Molecule: messenger RNA, 2022 nt
Organism: Sugiyamaella lignohabitans
Lineage: Eukaryota; Fungi; Ascomycota; Dipodascomycetes; Dipodascales; Trichomonascaceae
Exons: 1
Coding region: 1-2022 (673 amino acids)
Biological process (GO): negative regulation of DNA-templated transcription
Cellular component (GO): nucleus
Molecular function (GO): RNA binding; metal ion binding
Source: RefSeq, a predicted model, not a curated record